Molecule: messenger RNA, 1466 nt
Organism: Etheostoma spectabile (orangethroat darter)
Lineage: Eukaryota; Metazoa; Chordata; Actinopteri; Perciformes; Percidae
Product: sialic acid-binding Ig-like lectin 6
Exons: 8
Coding region: 78-1466 (462 amino acids)
Source: RefSeq, a predicted model, not a curated record
ACUGGCUCUGGUGCAGUUCUGCUGGAACUCACUCAUUGGGACUACUUGUUUCUCUGUUUCAGCUGCGGGCUCGUUUGAUGAUGAGUGUCAUUGCAGUCCAGUCGGUGAAAAUGGUGACAGCCAACAUGUUGCUGAGUGUCUUCUUUGUUUCAGGUGCUCUGGCUGAUUGUUAUAGAGAGCCAGCCCUCUUCAUUACUGCACCAAAAAACAUGGAAGCACUGAGUGGAUCUUGUCUGCUAAUCCCAUGUAACUUUAGAACUAAACCAGAUCAGGACUUCAACAGCAGAAGAACAACCUUCGGAGUGUGGAUUAAAAAGGACUACGUAUUUGGCAAAGAUAUAAAUAAUGUUAUAUUCAACAGUAGUGGGCCAGUUACCACCUAUCCAAUGAAUAUUACUGGAGACCUGAGUCAGAAACAAUGCACCACCUUGUUUUCUAGUUUAAUCACAAGUUACACAGACACAUACUACUUCAGAAUUGAGAACAGGCCAAUUCUGGCAACAGCUGAGUGUGAUCCUCUUCAAAUUACAGUUAAAGAUUCCCCCCCGAGGCCCAGAAUUGAGAUCCCAGGUGAUCUGAAGGAGAAGGAGUCUGUCACUAUAAGCUGCUCAGCUCCCACUCCCUGUCCACACUCCCCUCCUAAACUCACCUGGAAUCUCCAACAAGACCCUCACAACAACAGAGAGGAGAACACAGAUCAGACCUUCACAACUAAAAUCCAGAAGACCAUCACUCUGUCAGACACACAUGAUGGACUCACCAUCAGCUGUUCUGCCACAUAUCCUGUGAAUGAAGGAAGAGUCAAGACAGCAGAGGAGAGAAAGACUCUCAGUGUCUCAUAUGCUCCCAAGAACACCUCAGUGUCCAUCAGUCCAUCAGGUUUGGUGUCAGCAGGUAGCUGGGUGAACCUGACCUGCUCCAGCAGAGCCAAGCCCCCCCCCAGCUUCAGCUGGUUCAAGAACAGCAAAGAUGGAGCCCUACGUGUAGUUGAAGGAGACUUUUACAGCUUCAAUGUGACCAGUGUCACAGAUGGAGUUUAUUACUGUGUGGCCACAAAUGAUCUCGGUAAUCAGAUGUCAUCUUGGAUUCAUUUGAAGAGUGCAGAAAACUCUGAUAGCUCUCUAAGAUGGGCUUCAUCUGUUGGAGGGAUCAUCAUCUUCAUCAUCUUCCUUGCUGUCUGUGUUUGGUGGUUUAAGACAAAACGUCAAACUCCUCAACCGGCUCAGAGUCAAAGAGGUGAAGAGAUGAGUCUUCAAAUGCCAGCCGGCAAAACAGAAGAAGACAUCCAUUAUGGAGAUAUUGACUUCUCCAGGCGGAGACCUGAAGCGUCCUCGUCCUCAGAGCAGGACAGAGGACAGCAGCAGGACUCUCUGUAUGCACAGGUCAAAGUGUCCCAGACAGCAGACAGCCGAACACAGACUGUUGACGGCCCAGAGGAUCUCUAUGCUCAAGUGAAGAAAAAAUGA